Molecule: messenger RNA, 246 nt
Organism: Dacryopinax primogenitus
Lineage: Eukaryota; Fungi; Basidiomycota; Dacrymycetes; Dacrymycetales; Dacrymycetaceae
Exons: 2
Biological process (GO): mitochondrial respirasome assembly
Cellular component (GO): mitochondrion
Source: RefSeq, a predicted model, not a curated record
GAGACGUACGUCCAAAAAGGUUGGAGGAAAUGCAAAGAGCAGCCUAUAGUGCCUCUCGGCGUCGUACUCACGUGCAUGGCUUUCCUCGGAGCGACACGCUCCAUGCGCACGGGGAACAAAGCCUCCUUCAACCGCUAUCUCCGAUUCCGCGUCGUAGCGCAAGGCGUCACCGUCCUAGGGUGCGUCGCCGGUGCCUGGUGGAUCGGCCGCGAAGCCCGGCUGGAAGGGAUGAAGUUGGAGCGAGAA